This is a messenger RNA of Thlaspi arvense, 2284 nucleotides long. The record is from the annotation of a GenBank genome assembly. NCBI's taxonomy places the organism in Eukaryota, Viridiplantae, Streptophyta, Magnoliopsida, Brassicales, Brassicaceae.
AUGCUAGGACAGACAAAUAAGUACACUGUGAAAGGUUUGAUGGAUCUGCUGGAAAACAGUGCGAACAGAAUGUCUGUUGAGGAGAAACUUUCUCUUAGAGCUGCUAUCUUGACUCAUGGGAUUAUAAUCUCAAAGAAUCCAACGGUAAAGAUAUCGCGAGAGAGUCUGCAAUUGUUUUUGAAUUUCGAUACUUACUCUUUGCAUCCUUGGGGGAAGAUAGGAUAUGAGGUCCUAUCUGCUAGUAUACGCAGGAUGCAAGCAAAAACAUUUGCAAAAGGUCAGUAUGAAGUACAAGGAUUCGUAUGGGCAAUCACGUUGUGGGCUUUGUCGGCUGUGCCAGCGCUAGGUGCUUUAUUUGGGAGUCGAUCUGAUUCAAGUUCGUCUGCAGGCCCGUUGUGUUUACAGUGGAAAGCCACUCGGACUCCUUCUAUUUCAGAAGUUUUUCGUGUAGAGCAGAAAAACAAUAUACUCAACAUGCUUGUGAUCUUGACCAAGAAAGUGAAGAUCAUCCAGCAAGUCUUAGGGAUUCCAGAAGAAAAUGAAGCAGAUGGCAAGCGAUCAGAGGAAAAUGAAAAUGUUUCUGAAGAUGGCGUGCAGAAAGAUACAGAGUCAGAGAAUUCUCGGCGUGAAGCAAAUUCAGAUGACAGUUAUGCUGCCGAUGAUGAUAGUACACAAAAACAAGGUGUUGUUGAUGAAACAUCUGAUUUUGUUGGUGGUGUUAAUGCUAAAAAUGCUAGUUCUGUUGGUAUUGGCGAUGAAGAAACAUAAGUUUUGGUUCAAGAAACACAAGAUCUUGGCGACGAGCAAACUACAACCAUUGUUGAAGAUACAGAAGUUCAUUUCAAAGUACCCAAAAACUUGGCGACGAUGAAGCUUCAAAUGGCUGUAAUAAUGAUAUAUCUUGUACGGCAACUGCAGAUUGUGGUGAGAAAAAAACCCCCGAGGUUUCAUCGCCUAUUACACCAAGAUUCAAUCUUUUUUCCCAAGACAGUUUACAAAACAGCAUAAAUAAUGACAAUGGAGGUGAUACUAGCAGACACAGAGCUGACGACAAAGACAAUGAGGAGGGUAUUGAAGUAAAUGUAACAAAUUCUCAAAGAGGAUUAUCCGAUUUACAAAGUGUGAAGAAAAAUAAGAAACGAGCUGCAGAAGGAUACACAGAGGAAGUUGAACCAAUAUCUAAAAAGAAGAAACAUAAAGCAUCUAGGAAACGUCAAGCAGAUGGAGUGCCAGCAAGAAGAAGCCAGAGAGGACAGGUGCCUUCGAUUCUUACACAACCACCUUACACGGGAACAAGGAAAAGAUAUCCAUUAAUUCAUCCUUUUGAGCCGGUUGAUAAGAUGCGAAUGGAGAAAAUAAAGGAAUGGAAAUAGUCAAAUUUAUCUUAAGUGGAUUACCAUGCUGGAGACAGCAGGAAAUGCUUUUACGAAAGCGCAUAUGGAAGCAGCUUUGGAGUUAUUGAGGAUGCGAAAGAAACAAAAUCCUCAUUUGUUUUUGAACAAAAGUGCUUUGAUGGUUGGUGAAUCGUUCUUGAAAGCAAUAGACGAGAUUUAUGAUAUUUUUGCAGAUGACAAGGACGGGUUUCAAUUCGGGACUGAAUUCACCAGUCAUGGCAUAGAGAAAAACAUCCGCAUUAUCUAUGCGCCGUUGAGGAUCAAGUAUAAAUGCUGGAUUGCAUUGAUCUUUCAUCUUGAGAAGAGAAAGAUAAUCGUACCAAACUGUGCAGCAUCGAAGAUUUCGGAAGAACAGGUCAAUACAUACAUUGGCGCGUAUGCACACACAAUUCUUUACAUCAUUCGCCAAAUUACCAAGGAUGACACGAUGGUUACCUCUCCAUUCAGUAUUCAAAUAGAGUCAAAAGAAGUACCACAGGUUGCUAAAAUAGCAGAUACAGGCAUUUUUGUAUUGAAAUUAAUAGAGUGCCACUCGAUGCGCAUCAAGGACUUGACGAAGCUUUCGGAAGAAAACAUCGGGGAUAUAAGAUUGAAGCUUGCUGCUGAUCUCUUCUCAGAGUUAUUAGCACCGUAAUUUGACAAGAAAACGAGAGGACAGGAGAUGGAGCAAGGAUGCACAGAGAAGCGGAAAAAGAGACAUUCCCUUUCUUAUUUGAAAUCAUUAGUUUGAUUUUUUUCUUAUUAUGCUAGACUGCAGUAUCAAAAUUUAUGGUUAAAAGAGUCCAGUGGUCAUUGCUUCAGUGUGUUUGGAACAUUUUGCCACUCAGACGACACAGAAAAUAUUAUUGUUUAGUUAUCCAUUUUAUAAAGGUUUUUAAAUAUCCUUUUCA